Messenger RNA from Oppiella nova, 1101 nucleotides. The record is from the annotation of a GenBank genome assembly. Lineage: Eukaryota; Metazoa; Arthropoda; Arachnida; Sarcoptiformes; Oppiidae.
AUGUGUAUGGCGUUCAGUGUCUGUAGUAAUGGUUUGCAGACAAACUAUGAGUACUACACGUCCGGUGGUAUCAAAUCGGGUCUGAGGGCCGACUCCGUAGACUUCACUCUCAACGGAAAGAAAAUUACUUUAUUUAGCGGUUCUUUGCAUUACUUCCGAUUACCCAAAGACUACUGGAAGGACAGGCUAUUGAAGUAUAGGGCCGCCGGACUUAACGCUGUACAGUAUGAAUUGAUUGAAAAGUUUAAUAAAGAGAGGUCUCAACCAAAGCUAUUAAUACCUAAACCCCCGACAUAUGUAACACCGGUUUCUUACGGGAAACUCAAAGUUAAGGAUUACUUGAGUUUAGAGGACGUGUUGACACAAAUGAAGCCAAUCGUCACCGAAAAGCCACAACACAUGGAGUUAUUAAACAUCACAAACAAUUCGGGACAACACUAUGGGUUCAUUCUCUAUAGACUCAAUAAACUCAACAAAUUUAAACAUUUGAAACUCACCGGUGGUGCCGCUGAUCGGGCAGUCAUUCUCGUGGACCACAAAGAGGUCGCUGUCUUCGAGAGUAAUAAAGACUAUAAUCAGGACUUAAAUGACACACAAUUUGCAAACACAACGACUCAUACGUUGGAUAUAAUCGUCGAAAACAUGGGUCGACCCAAUGGUGGGGCUGUUAUGAAUACCGCCCGAAGAGGUCUUAACGGAGAUAUCAGUAUCGAUACAAAAGUUGCCACAAAUAUCGAGACGUUUUCGCUUGAUUUCAAAGAACCAUUUGUUAAACAAUUAACUCAAUUGAAGGGAAAGUCGUUCGUUGAGGGUAUCAAAAGUCCAGCCGUUUAUCGGUUUGAAUUGGAUAUUAAGGACAGUCCUAAGGACACAUUCAUACGACUGGACGGUUGGUCGAAGGGAAAUGUAUUUAUUAAUGAUUUCAAUAUCGGCCGGUAUUAUAACAUAGGACCCCAACUGACACUGUAUAUCCCUGCACCGUUACUAAAAACGGGCAAAAAUGAGAUAUUAGUGUUUGAAUUGCAUUCAUCGACCGGCCAGGUUGAAUUUGUUGAUAAACCACAUUUGGGAUAAAUGCUUAAAAUAUUAAAAUAUAAACUU